AUUACUGGCAGCGCUCAGAUCAAAGUUCACCCUAAGUAAAGACCAACACGAUCAUAACUUCCUCCAUCUGAGGAGGAAGCUCUCGUACAUGAUGGCGCUGGUGAUGCAGCUGGUCUUCUUUCUGUCCGUUUGGGUCUCAGUUACAGUGUGCAAAGAUGUUUUUAAGCUGGUUAACAGUUCUGUUCAACUGGACAUACAAAAAAAAAAUGGAACAGCCGAUAAAGAUAUUGACUGGACAUUUAAAGCAAAAAGUCUCAUUGUGAGAUAUAAUGGAAAUCCUCCAAGUAGAAUAUUUAGAGGUUAUAAAGACAGGGUGGAGUUUAAUGAGGAAACCUACAGUCUGACACUGAAGAACUUACAGAAGAGUGAUAGUGGAAUCUAUGAAGCAGAAGCUGCUGAUGAAAGGAAGGAAGUUGUUGCUAAGUACCAACUACAUGUGUUGGAUCCAGUGGAGAAACCAGUCCUUACUGCUUCUCAUCAGCAAAGCAAUGACAACUGUAAUGUGACUCUCACCUGUGAAGCUCAGAAGCUCUCAGUAACCUCUCACUGCUACAAUGAUAAUUGUGAUAUGAAGGAAAAGGAAACAUCUGGAGACAUGUUUCCUUUUCUCUCACUGUAUGUUAGUAAAAGUUUUAUCAUUUGUAAUCAUAGCAACCCAGUGAGCUGGAAAAAUACAACUCUGGAGAUAAAACAUGUGAAACAACUCUGCCCUAGUGAAGGUGUAAGCAUGCACACAUACUGCCUGGUCUAAAUGUAAAUGUGAGUAAAAUGUAUCUUCUAUAUUAAUGUACUAUUACUAAUUGAUAUCUGUGGUAUGAUUACAUGAUUAGAACUGAACAUAUCUUCUUCUCUAUGCAAUGCUAUUCCUAAAUAACCCUAUUAAAAAUAACUAAUAAAUUAUUAAAUAAAUAAUCCCUAAUAAAAUAAAUGAAAGUAUUUCUUUUCUUAAUGUAGAAACACAUUGAAAACCUGCUGCUUUAUGUCCAGAAAAUAAAAUAUCUAUCAUCUUUUCUUAUUCUUUGACGUGGACCAUUUUAUAUACACAAACAGGCCAUGUUACAGUGUCAUGCCCAAUUUUAAAAGAUGAAAAUCUCUUUCUCGAUGAUGGCAAACUUUUUUUUAACCUUUUACAAAUGAGAAUAUAAUUUUCACAGUCUAACUGACUAAAUAAUGUAAUUGUUGAGGAGAACAUAGACAUUUUUUCUCUGUUCACUAUGUUCUCGUGCCAGACCACUAGAGGGCAGCCCUGCACGACCCUUCUGUUGUGUGAUUAAUUUCAUCAGUUCAUAAUGUUCGCCUAUUUUGUGUUGUUUAAUUAGCUACCUGAUUUAACCUCUUUGCCUCACUAUGUCUUUGUGAACCUUCUGUUGAUGUCAGUAUAUUUUUGUGCCUAUCUUUGACCCAGUUUUUGUGUAUUCCUGACUCUAAUGUUUGUUUUCUGUUUUCUACUUAAUCUAGUAGUUUAUCUUGCACUGUAAAUAAAUCUCUUCUGCACUUGA
Molecule: messenger RNA, 1499 nt
Organism: Tachysurus fulvidraco (yellow catfish)
Lineage: Eukaryota; Metazoa; Chordata; Actinopteri; Siluriformes; Bagridae
Product: SLAM family member 9-like
Exons: 4
Coding region: 89-751 (220 amino acids)
Source: RefSeq, a predicted model, not a curated record